Messenger RNA from Ambispora leptoticha, 202 nucleotides. Lineage: Eukaryota; Fungi; Glomeromycota; Glomeromycetes; Archaeosporales; Ambisporaceae. The record is from the annotation of a GenBank genome assembly.
AUGGCUGGCAAAUUUGCUGCUUUAACUUAUGCUUCUCUUCUUUCUCUGGCGCUUGUUUCCGCUACUCCACUCCAGCAACGUGAUGGUUCCUUUAAUGGAAAUGGUAACGGAAAUGGUAAUGUUGGCAGCUUUAACGGCAAUGGUAAUGGAAACUGGAACGAUGGCUCCUUCAAUGGAAAUGGCAACGGAAAUUUCAACUGGG